UUGUCAUUGAGCACGGUGGAUUUAAUCCGUAUAUGAUCUUGUGUAUAUAAUCUGUCGGUAAAGUGUUGAAAUGGCGGAUUUUCACUCCAGCUUUGACUUGCCAUCGGCUGGUUCCUCGGAGAAGGCAGAGGCCGCGGAGCUGCAGCGUAUGCUCGCGGUGGAGCAGCAGAAGGCUCAGUUUCAGGCGCAGGUUCACAAUUUUACGGAUGUAUGCUGGGACAAGUGCGUGGACAAACCGAGCUCCAAACUGGAUUCCCGGACUGAGACCUGUCUGGUGAGCUGCGUGGAGCGCUUCAUCGACACCACACUGACCAUCACCAACCGAUUCACGCAGAUGGUCCAGAAGGGCACGCACUGACCGCAGGACAGCGGCCUCAAGGACAG
Messenger RNA from Danio rerio (zebrafish), 384 nucleotides. RefSeq names its product translocase of inner mitochondrial membrane 8 homolog B (yeast) (gene timm8b). The record is from RefSeq and is marked provisional. Lineage: Eukaryota; Metazoa; Chordata; Actinopteri; Cypriniformes; Danionidae. Gene Ontology annotation, cellular component: mitochondrial envelope; mitochondrial inner membrane.